Molecule: messenger RNA, 2855 nt
Organism: Ficedula albicollis (Collared flycatcher)
Lineage: Eukaryota; Metazoa; Chordata; Aves; Passeriformes; Muscicapidae
Product: solute carrier family 2, facilitated glucose transporter member 11-like
Exons: 13
Coding region: 50-1780 (576 amino acids)
Biological process (GO): monosaccharide transmembrane transport
Cellular component (GO): membrane
Molecular function (GO): hexose transmembrane transporter activity
Source: RefSeq, a predicted model, not a curated record
GGAGCGGGGUCCCCGCCGCGGCCGUGAGGGCGCCGCGGGGUGCCCGAGGAUGGCUGAGACAGCCCCUCUCUUGUCCGUGGCCCGGAUUAAUCCCCGUAGCGGGGCGGGCACGGUCCGGCAGCCAAAUCCCGGUCAGCUGAGGAGCUCAGGCGGGGUCGGGGAGGUGGCGAGCGGAGCUGAGCUCCGGACGGCAGGAGGGAGGGAUGGCGCCCAGGCACACGGAAAUCUAAUUCAGCCCAUGCUCAGAAUGGAGCACCAGCCCCUGCUCAGAGGGUCUAGCUCGCCCUGCAAGCUCCCCAGCUGGACGUUGUUGUUGGCUGUUUGUGCUGUUGGAAUUGGAGGGACCUUUCAGUAUGGGUACAAUGUCUCUAUUAUCAAUGCACCCACCCAGCAUAUACACAAGUUCUUAAAUGAAACCUGGAGCAGUCGUUAUCAGAAGGAACUCAGUCCAGAUUUGCUGACUUUUCUUUGGUCUGUCAUUGCUUCUAUCUUUUCCCUGGGGGGCCUCUGUGGAGCCCUGAUUGGAGGCAGCAUGGCCAUCCGGCUGGGCAGGAAAGGAGCUCUUUUGAUGAAUAAUGUUAUAGCAAUACUAGCCUCCAUUUUAAUGGGGAUCAGUUUUCCUACAGGAUUGUUUGAGUUACUGAUUGCUGGAAGGUUUUUGAUUGGCAUAAAUUCAGGUAUUGGGCUUUGUGUGCAGCCUCUUUAUAUUGGGGAGUUUGCCCCAAAACACCUAAGAGGUGGCUUGGCCAUGGGGACUUCCAUCUUUCUGACUGGGGGAAUUCUGACUGGACAAAUAAUCGGUUUGAGAGAAUUAUUAGGUGGAGAAAAGCAUUGGCCUCUGUUGCUAUCCAGCAGCUGCAUCCCAGCAUUAGCCCAACUUUUAUUCCUUCCAUGGUUUCCUGAAAGUCCCAGAUAUCUUCUUAUUGACAGAGGAGAUGAGCUGAGCUGUGCCAAAGCUUUGAAAAGAUUUCAUGGUUCCUCAGAGUAUCGAAGGGAGAUGGAAGACAUCCAGCGGGAGUGUUUUGCCUUGGAUGGGGAGAAACCCAAGAAACCCUGGCAAUUAUUCACUGACCGUGGUGUGAGAUGGCAGCUCAUCACUGUCAUUGUGAUGACAAUGGGCCAACAGCUCAGUGGCAUUAAUGCUAUUUAUUUCUACGCAACUUAUGUUUUUCAACAAGCUGGGAUCAUGGCAGAAAAAAUCCCCUAUGUGACACUUGGCACUGGAGUUUGUGAAUGUCUCACAGCCCUCUCCUGUGGUUUGCUGAUAGACUAUGUGGGAAGAAGAUGCCUUAUCAUUGGGGGUUAUCUCCUCAUGACACUCUGGUGCACUGUUCUGACCUUCUCUCUGACUUACCAGGAGCUGUACUCCUGGGUGCCCUACAUGAGCAUGACUUGUGUAUUUGCCUUCAUCUUGAGCUUUGGGCUGGGCCCAGGUGGCAUAACAAACACCCUGACAGCUGAGCUAUUUGUGCAAUCCUCACGUCCUGCUGCCUACAUGAUUGCAGGGACUGUGAGUUGGAUUAGUUUCUUCACAGUUGGAAUGCUCUUUCCCUUCAUAGUGAAUGGACUGAAGCAGUAUUGUUUUGUGGUGUUCUUACUGGAGUGCUUCUUUGUUGCUGCUUUCAUCUUCCUCAUAAUUCCUGAGACAAAAAACAAAUCUUUUCUGGAAAUCAAAAAGGAAUUUCACAAGCUUAAUUUUGGAAGAAAUGCCAGGAAAAAGGACACAGAACUUUUUGAAAGAAGACAACUUCAAGAUGAAUUUUUAAAGAUUUCUGCAUAAUUUCACAAAUGCAACAGAACUACAGUGAGAAUUAUGAACUUAUAGUUUUUAUAGUUUUCUAUAUAGUUACAGUUUUCUUAUAGUUAUUAUAGUUUUCUAAAUUAGGAGUGUAAUGCAUGAUCAAGUGGCUUAUUAAAUCUUCCUGUGUAUUUAGAGGAAGUAUAACUAAAGGCAAGUUCAGUAUCUCUGAAAUACUAUUAACAACAUAUUGUAUUAUCCACAGAAAACUUGAUGUUUAGUUGUAUAACCUGGUGCUGUAGGGAUGCAGAAAUGCCAGGGAGGAUGUUUAGUGAGCCCCUCUGGCAGAUUUCUGCAGAUAUUUCACUCUUCUUGCAUUUCAAAGCUCUUCUUCAGUUUGGAUUGUCGGGCACAUCCAAAUGCUUUGCUGAGUGAAACAUUCUGAGUUCUUGUUAAAAUCCACACAAGAACUGAGAACUGGUAUUUGAAUUGUUCCAGUUGAUGUAGAAAUAGGGGUAUUAGUUUCUGUUUUCCAAUUAUGUAGCUUUGAAAGCCUUAAAAAUAUUACUCAUCCAGUCCUAGUCCUGUACUGUACAACAAAAUACAGCACUUCUCUGAGUUACUGGUAUUUGUAAUAAAAACUUACAUCCUGAUAAAAGAGUUCCCGGGAUUUCAAUUUGGUUUAUUUUUUCCCCCUAACCUAGCAUCUUAACAUUUUAAACUAUGCAAGAGAGUAAAACUUCUAGUUUUGGAGGUUAGUUCCCAUCAGACUGAGAUCUACAUACCAAAAAGCAUGAAGUAGCAGAGAGGAUAGAUGACAGGAAUUAAAUACUUUUUACCUUUAAACUACAGGGAGUCUGUAGGACAUGCUGAAUGAGCCUUCUGCCCCCUCUCCAGUUUUUUCCUGGACUAUUUCUCAACUUAAAAUAAGUUCUUCACACAUUAGGAAGUAAGAAAUCUCACAUCUGGUGUUUGUGUGCCUCUCUGACAUGUUUUCAUACCUGCCACAGCCAGGACAGUGGCCCACCUUACCCAGUACAGCUUUUCCUGGCUGUAAGCAUUUCCAAAUGCCAUCUAUUAUACUGAAGUGCUGCAGCAAGCAGGGGAUUUUCUUUAU